This is a messenger RNA of Vitrella brassicaformis, 3986 nucleotides long. NCBI's taxonomy places the organism in Eukaryota, Vitrellaceae. The record is from the annotation of a GenBank genome assembly.
AACGAAGCGAAGCUUGUGGGAGAGGUACCAUCAAUCAGUCACGGUCAUAUAGCUAGCUAUACACACGAGUUGAGUUGAGUUGAGGAGUCAGUGAGCAUGAGCAUGAAAUCGGAGAUCGUCUGCCAACCGACGUGAGCAGCCAUGAACGAACCAUGUCAUACUAUCACCUGCCUCGUCAGAAAGCCCGCAGACCGAAAAAGAAGAGAAGAGCAAAGAGCGACCAGACAGCGAAAACCGAGCCGCGAAAAGAAAACCGCCCGGGCAGGCGCGCGCAAAGGAAAACGAAAAGGGACAUGAAAGUUGAGAGAGGCAGGGGCGGGGGCGGGGACCAUUGUGGGGGCAGGGAAAUCUGCCAUGUGGCUGGGGCAUGAGAUGCCUGCAGACAGAACCAUGGAUGGGUGGAUGGAUGGAUGGAUGAUGGAUGGAUGGGCCGUCUCUGCCUGUUCUAUCUCUCGCUUGCUACGAGUAGCCGGGCAGCUGUGCAAAACAGCACCACACCAGCCAUCAGAUCCCAUCCCGUCCAGCCAUCAGUGGGAAAGAGAGAGAGGCCGAGAGUAGAGCAGCAGCCGAACAUUGACCACCAUCCAUCCAUCCAACGUAUAUACACGGCGUCGUUGUCGUUGUGGUGGGUGGAAAACCGACAUAUAAAGACACACCCUCCCUCCCUCCCUGUCUGCCUGUACACUUACAAUGCCACAUCCAUCCAUCCAUCCAUCGGCCCACUCACCACCAAAGAUAUUACAAAUCCACACACAGCAAGGCCUGGCCGUGAUACGAUCGACCAGCCUUGAAUUCAGCUCAUUCGUUGAUCGACAUUGACGGGGAAAAAACCAACACGCAGGCACGCAGGCAGUGAUCAUGGAGAAUACUACGGGCACACCACACACAUCCACACCCACACACAUGUACGCCGAGAGAGAGAGAGAGAAACACUCCCCAUUUGGUCAUGGCCAGACAAAGAGCCGGUUCUGAGCGCCUCGCCUCCGUCCGUCCACCAGCACCCAGCACACCACCUAGCUUCCUUGUUUAUCAUCCGACCAGGCAGAGCCAGGCGGGUCUCUGAUCUCUAUUUCUCGGCUGUCUGCCUUUCUGUCUGUCGCGCGCGAAGGGGGAGGGGAUCGCUGAUGAGUGAGUGCAUCACACUGACUAGUUUACAGAAAACCACCCACACGCACGCAGACAGACAUGGAGGCAGGGAGGCAGUGAGGUAGUGAGGCAGCAGCAAGGCAGGCAGGCAGGCAGGCAGGCAAUGAUAAAGGAAGAACAAACCGAACCAACCGCGCCGAGUCUGUCGUCUUUGUCGGACAAAUUGUUGUGUUUGUGUAGAAAAAGAAAACACACGCACACGCACACGCACACGCACACACGAAACGUAGGUAUGAAUGAAGCCAUGGAUGUCGACACAAACACACAUACACAUACAAACACACAAAGAUGAACAAAGCAACCACCGGGCCAGCCAGCCACCUCCCCACCCCCCACCCCCUCUUACCUGUGUCGUCACACAUCCAUCCAUCCAUCCCAUUCACACAGGCACAGCCGUGAGCCAGAGGGCCGACUACGCCCCACGCACACCACACGCAUCCGCCCUCGCUCCCUCCCCCACUUAAUCAUUACAAACACACACACACAAAACACACACAUGCGAUUCUCGCCCCCCCGAACCCCUGUAUAUAUCACGUGGGAGUGGUGAGGUCACUCGUCGGCCUCUGCCCUGCGCGCCUCCGCCGCCUUCCACGCGAUGAGCUUGGGCCGCACGGCGGUGGAGGCGUUGCAGAUCUCCUCGUGGUUGAAGUCAGCCAACACCGGCAUGGCCACGUCGCCCGGCAACCUGACACACCACACCACACCACACACCAACACGCACAGAGCAUGUGUGUGUGCGUGUGUGCGUGUGUGCGGGAGGGGGGGAGAUGUGUGUGAGGGCGUGAGGGUGCCAACCGGGUGCUAGGGUCCCGAAGCUCGUCGAAGAACUCGUGUGCGAGUGCCUGGAAUGGGACAGCAGGCACACUCGUGUGUUCAAAUGACCUCCCUCUGCAUGUCUGUGUGGGGUGAUGGGCGGCAGGCUGGUGUUCAGCUCACAUCGUGGAGCGGCAGGCGCUUCUCGGGCUCGUACGCCAACAGGCCCGUCAGCAAACCCAGCGCCUCGGAACACACACCACUACCCUCCGGGAAGAUCUGAACACCCACACGCGCACACACACUCUCUCCCUCUCUCUCUCUCUGUCUCUGUCGCACUAUAUCACGCACAAGCUGACCUUUGUCCACUGGCGUGGCUUGACUUCUGGGAAUCUGAAUUCGGUGUAGUUGGGGUUCAUGGAGGACAUCUGGUCGCGUGUGGGUGUGCCCAUGGUCUGGAUGAUCUUGACCAGCUGGUCCACUGACGUCGUGCCCGGGAACAGCGGACGGCCCAGCAUGAUCUCGCCCAUCACACAGCCUGGAGGGGGAGAGAGGGAGGGAGGGAGAGAGAGGGCGGGAGGGUCUGGCGUGUGGCUGCUGCUGGUGUGUAUGUGUGUGUGUGUGUGUGAUCUUACCGAUGGACCAGAUGUCGAUGGCUGUGGUGUACUCGGUGGCGCCGAGCAUUAGCUCCGGCGCGCGGUAGUAGCGCGAGCAGAUGUACGACACGCUACACUCACCUGACGGAUGGACCCAAUCAACCACACCACACCACACCACACCACAUCACACCACACCAUUCAGCUGCCCUUUCGUGUGUCCGCUCGUGUGUGUGGUGUGUGUGGUGUGUGUGUGUGUGUCCAUUCGCCGCUGUCCGCUCAACGAACCUGGCUUCAGUAUCUUAGCACUCUGAAGGGCAGACAACAGACAGCAGACAGGGGCAAUAAACACACACCGUGUUCUGCGUUCGUUCAAGUCUUGCUCUCUGCUGCCUGCCAUGUGUGUGUGUGCAUGGCUCGGUCUCCUCACUCACCCCGAAGUCGCAGAUUUUGAGGACGUGUCUCUUGGGGUCCACCAGCAGGUUCUGCGGCUUGAUGUCCCGGUGGCAGAUCCCCUGACACGACAUACACACAGAUGGGCGAUGGGCCAUCCUAUCUAUCCCUGUGUGUGUGGUGAUGGUGGUGGUGAGGUGGGGGUGGCAUGCGAUGCCAUGCCCCCUACCAACCAGAGCGUGUAGAUGUGCGACGCCUCUGCAGAUCUGGUACACGUACAGCUUGACCAACACCAUCGGCAACAUGCGCUGCUGCCGCGUGUAGCCCUUCACCACCCUAUACACCGUCUCAGGAAUGCUAAACACACACACACACAGAGAGAGAGAGAGAUGCGCUUGUGUGUGGUGCCUUGUCUUGUGAUGUGGUGUGGUGUGGUGUGGUGUGCAUACUAUUCCAUGACGACGUUGAGGUUGGAAGCCUUCUCGCCGUGGCUGCCUGUGCGCUGCUGCUCGGCCGCUACGGGGGUGUAGUAGAAGUCACGCAACUCGACCACAUUCGGGUGCCGCAGCAGCUUCAUGAUGUCCAACUCGCGAUUCUGAGUACACAACACAUAACAGACACCAAAAACACGCACACAUCCAUCCAUCCGUGUAUAAGUGCAGUGCACUCGACCACACUCCAGCCACUUAUGCGUGUGUGCCGCCGCGCCGCCCUCGCCCGCCCGCCCACCUUGUAUCUAGGGUCCUGCAGCACCUGUUUGAUGGCGACGGUCUCCUUGGUCUCCACAACCUGCGCCAGCGUCACGCUACCGAACGACCCGGCGCCCAGCGCCUUGCCCAGCGAAUAGGCCUCCGACCCUCGCAUCACCAGGGACGAGGAGGAAGCCUCCGCACUCGACGACUGCACCUCUGCCAUCAGUGCGUCCGACCGCCGUAUCCGCCUUAUCUAUCCCUCCGCCUUCUCCUCCGAUCCCUCCCCCCUCUCGCGAAAGCCGCCCACCACGGGAAUGAGGUGCGGCGGCUCACUUACGCGAGAGUUCAGGAGUCCUCAGUCAUGUGGCCGCAGCAGCACAGCCCAUCAAGUCAUUCUUGUGUCGAG